Messenger RNA from Gracilinanus agilis (Agile Gracile Mouse Opossum), 2013 nucleotides. It is a transcript of the gene FSIP1, whose product is annotated as fibrous sheath interacting protein 1. The record is from RefSeq and is a predicted model, not a curated record. NCBI's taxonomy places the organism in Eukaryota, Metazoa, Chordata, Mammalia, Didelphimorphia, Didelphidae. The transcript is spliced from 14 exons. Bases 82 to 2013 code for a protein of 643 amino acids.
AAGAAGAAGGGUGAGAACCGCCAGACGGCGUAGUAGAGCGAAUUCACGAUCCGCGGUCAGGAAGACUCAUCUUUACUUUCAAUGGAUAUUAUAAGGGGAAACUUGGAUAAAAUUUCACGUCCAGCAUCAAAUUCAAGAAUUCAUCAUGAGAGUAAAAUUUCAAGUACUUCUUUGGAAGUCUUGACACCAGAACCAGUGACGCUUAAGGUGGAUACUUCAAUCAACUUGAAUAGUAGUAGCCAGCAGAGCAAUAGAGAAAAUUGCAAUUCAAGGGAAAGUAGCAGCAAUAGUAAUGGUGGGAAGAAAAAUUCUUCUCAGGAUGAAAAAAACUCUCAAGAUUAUUGUAGUGAGGUUGACUGCAGUUUACGUGAACAGACCAAGUCUUCUUGCACUAAUUAUUCAGACCAUAAUGCCAGUCUGAAUUCUUCAAGAGAAGAUAAUGAAGUUGAUUAUUUCAAUCUAUAUGAUAUGCCUCAGGAGAUGUCAGGCCAAGUGAAAGAAGGAGUUUCCAGAAUAAAAGAAUCAGAUCUUCAACUUCAGGAAGCUGUUGAAAAGAUGAAGAGACUUGAUAAAGUAUUAGUGGAAAAACAAUUUAAAGAAAGAGAAAUUAAAAAACAAGGCCAAGAAAUGAGAAUAAAGAUGUGGGAAGAACUUCAGACUAAUCCUAAUUUUGAUGCUAUACAGAAUAAUGAGGAGAUAGAAAAUACCAAAAAAUUUUUGUCUCUGGCAUCUUCUUCAGAAGGGACAACUGAUUUUCGUCACCUGGAACAAGAGGAACCCUGUGUUUCUGUGUUUCACACGCAAAUUCCUCCUGAAGAGUAUGAAAACUGUGUUGAACAAGCCAGAAGAGAGUCUGUGUAUCACAGUGAAAGUAAUAAGUCAUUGAUCAAAGCAGAAAAGAAGCUGCAAAGAGAAAACAGUGGUGAAUUCAAGACUAAAAAAAAUCAGGAUUUCAUUAAGAGAAAUAUAGAGCUGGCCAAGGACUCAAAAAAUAUGGUCAUUAUGAUGGAUAAAGAAAAACAAAGACUGAAUGAAUUAUUAAGUGAUAUAGACAAAGGAAAAGAUCUAUCUCCAAGAACUGAGAGUUAUGAGUCGGCCUGGCCCUUGUUAGAAAGAAGUUAUCUGUCUACAGCGCAUAUGGAACGCAAGCAGCUAGCUCAAAUAGAUUCCAAACUGCAAGACCGAUUCUCUUUUACUUCCUCAUGGAUAUCCAAUGGUUAUUUAGGAAUGGACAAUCAUAUUGGUCAGGAAACUGAUCCUAAUGAUAAGAAACGUGCAAAAAUGAAUCCAGGGGAUAAGAUACUUAGAAACAACAGAGAUUACCGGUAUGAAAAAAAUCGACUAAAAGAGAUAGAUCAACAACUGAAGGAGCUGGAGAAAGACAUUAUGAAAACAAGAGUUCUUUCCGAAGAACAUCUGAAGACUCUUCUAGAGAAAUGCAUUUUGGAACAAAGUUCAGACAAAGAUAGCAGAGAUGGUAAUGAAAUACGACCUGAAUCCAUCCAGCCUUCAAGUUCCUUUUUCCUUCGCUUGCGAAGUGAGUCACCAGCUGUCAGCAGAACUGAGGGUGAGAAUGAAGAUGUCCUUGAAAUCAGAGAAUGUGAGUCCCCUGGCUAUUAUCUUACCAAAGCAUUGGAUGGUCGAGAGCACAUACCGGAAUUUUGGAUCAUUGAGACAGAGGAAGAUGAGAGCCCUAGGCCUUCAGGGGAUAUAAUCACUAGUGAUGGAGAAGGUUACUUUAUGUCAAAAGCCCUUGGCGUCGGCAGGCUGAAGAGGCCUUCUUUCCUGGAUGAUCCUUUAUACUGUAUUAGUGUGGACAGUGGCCCAUCACGUGAAGAUGAAUGUCUGAAGUUGAUUGAUUGUUCCACUGAAAGUCUGCCUGGGACUGGGGAUGAUGAUACAAAGACAAAAGCAAAAGUCAUCCUUGUCUUCAAGGAAUUUACAUCUUAUAAAGAGGGAAAACAGAUACAAGGACUCCAGAGACCCCAGCCGAAGAGCCUGAAAGUCAAUUAA